Tachyglossus aculeatus (Australian echidna) is the source of this 818-nucleotide messenger RNA. It is a transcript of the gene WFDC2, whose product is annotated as WAP four-disulfide core domain 2. Gene Ontology annotation, biological process: antibacterial humoral response; innate immune response. The coding region runs from base 75 to 632 and encodes 185 amino acids. NCBI's taxonomy places the organism in Eukaryota, Metazoa, Chordata, Mammalia, Monotremata, Tachyglossidae. Gene Ontology annotation, molecular function: peptidase inhibitor activity. Gene Ontology annotation, cellular component: extracellular region. The record is from RefSeq and is a predicted model, not a curated record. The transcript has 4 exons.
UCGGAAAAAGCGACGUUUCCUGGUUCCCUCCGGGGCCAAGAGCGACACCUGAUCCCGGCGGAUUGUGAAACGGAAUGAGGUGGCAACCGGACCGGCCGCCAGCGUCCUAUCCCCGACCCUCCCCACCCCUGGGCCCGCCGUGCCCCCUCCCCGCGGCAGGCCCUCUCCCCGCCCCCGCCCGGCUCCUCCUGCCUCGGCGAUUUAAAUCUCCCCCCGGGACGGCCGCCGCUCCAGUGCCGGGCUCCCGCUGCGGCACCAUGCCCCGCACCCUCGCCCCCCUGGCCGUCCUUCUGGCCCUUCUCCUGCUUGGCUUCUUUCCUCCACCCGCCUCCAGCCAAAACGCCACCGUGAAAGCCGGGGUUUGUCCGGAGCGUCCAGCGGCCGACAACUGCACCAUGGACUGUACCUCCGACGAGGACUGCGCUGAUACCAGCAAAUGCUGCAGCAUCGGCUGCUCCAGACAAUGCCUCAUCCCCAACGACAAGCCGGGUACCUGCCCUGAAGUGAAAAGUGGGAUUCCCCUGCUGGGCCUCUGCCAUGAUCAAUGUCAGGUGGACAGCGAAUGCCUGGGACAGCAGAAGUGCUGCAAGAACGGCUGUGGGAAAGUGUCCUGUGUCACGCCCAACUUCUGAGCUGCAGCUGUGGCCUGCCAGAGGAAUUGGGAAGGGGAAACUGCUGCCUGUCUCCCCUCCCUGGGGCUCAGCGCCUGCCCCCUCUACCUUCCUCUCAUCCCCUCCCAUCUGGUUGUUGCAAUUCUUCUCUGAGACCUGAAGACUCCUCACACACUCCUUGCCAAUAAAGAGAUUGCUUCUGCAACA